Molecule: messenger RNA, 4229 nt
Organism: Dama dama (fallow deer)
Lineage: Eukaryota; Metazoa; Chordata; Mammalia; Artiodactyla; Cervidae
Gene: ALDH3A2
Product: aldehyde dehydrogenase 3 family member A2
Exons: 11
Coding region: 1340-2644 (434 amino acids)
Biological process (GO): aldehyde metabolic process
Cellular component (GO): cytoplasm
Molecular function (GO): aldehyde dehydrogenase (NAD+) activity
Source: RefSeq, a predicted model, not a curated record
CAAGGCCUUGCUCUGGCUUUGCGAGGCUCCAUCCCUCACUUCCCCCUAAAGAUUAUUUUGAGGAGUAGAAACAUAAGAAGUGUGGGCUUCCCUGGUGGCUCAGUAGUAAGGAGUCCACCUGCAGUGCAGAAGAUGAAGAUCCGAUCCCUGAGUUGGGAAGGUCCCCUGGAGAAGGAAAUGGCAACCCACUUCAGGAUUCUUACCUGGGAAAUCCCAUGGACCGUGGGGUCACAAGAAUCAGAAACAACUUAGUGACUGAACACCACCACCAGUAGUAACAACAGAGCUAUAAAAUUUACUUAUGGUGGAGAAGCACUGUGUCACAGAAGGUGGAUUUAAGUAGUCUGAAGCAAGAAGUCUGAAUCGUUCCCUCUACCAGCAUUUCUGAGUGUGUGUCUUAAGGAUUGUGAAAGACGUACGGGGCUUUCUUUGUGGUUCAGCUGGUAGAGAAUCCGCCUGCAGUGUGGGAGACUCCAGUAUUCUGGCCUAGAGAAUUCCAUGGACUAUACAGUCCAUGGGGUCACAAAGAGUCGGACAUGACUUUAAAAAAAAAAAGUACAGUAAGUUCCUUGCCCUUAAGAGUGUUAAAUUUGGUCCAGAAACAAAACAUGCCCAAAGUGAAACUACAGUUGUAAGCCACUGUAUUAAGGGUGAAAUAUUAAGAUAUGGGUGAAAGCAUGAUUACUGUGGCUUGUAAAGUGAGAUUAGGGCACACCAUUAUUAAUUAGGGACCAUUUAAGCCUGAGUUUAAAUGUCUUGGAUCAGUAAAGAAGGAUUUAGAGAGAUUGAAUAUAUUAGGGAGUUAAUGAGUGCAUAUUAUGGGCUUUAGGUGGUGCUAGUGAUAAAGGGCUUCCCUUGUGACUCAGCUGGUAAAGAAUCUGCCUGCAAUGUGAGAGACCUGGGUUCGAUCCCUGGGUUGGGAAGAUCCUCUGGAAAAGGGAAAGGCUACCCACUCCAGUAUUCUGGCCUGGAGAAUUCCAUGGACUGUAUAGUCCAUGGGGUCGCAAAGAGUUGGACACGACUGAGCGACUUUCACUCAGUGGUAAAGAACCUGCCUGCCAGUGCAGGAGACCUAAGAGAGGCAAGUUCUAUCCCUGGGUCAGGAAGAUUCCCCUGGAGCAGGGCAUGGCAACCCACUCCAGUAUUCUUGCCUGGAGAAUCCCAUGGACAGAGGAACCUGGACGACUGCAGAGUCGGAGACAACUGAAGUGACUUAGCAGACAUGCACUGUGGACUUGAAGGGCACAGAGAAAUCUACACAGCAAAGGAGCCCGUCUGACAGAGCGAAUUCAACGCAUACAGUCAAGAAGUCAUUUCUGUGCUUGGAGAAAUUGAUCUCAUGCUGGAGAAGCUUCCAGAAUGGGCUGCUGCUAAACCAGCUCAGAGGAACCUGCUCACCAUGCUGGACGAGGCCUACAUCCAGCCAGAGCCCCUGGGGGUCGUACUGAUUAUCGGAGCUUGGAACUACCCCUUUGUCCUCACCAUCCAGCCCCUGAUAGGAGCCAUUGCUGCAGGAAAUGCUGUGAUUAUCAAGCCUUCUGAAGUAAGUGAGAAUACAGCCAAGCUCUUGGCUAAGCUCCUCCCUCAGUACUUGGACCAGGACCUGUAUGCCGUCGUCAAUGGUGGUGUCGAGGAGACCACGGAGCUUCUGAAGCAGCGAUUUGACCACAUUUUCUACACGGGAAACACCACUGUUGGAAAAAUCGUUAUGCAGGCUGCUGCCAAGCAUCUGACCCCCGUGACCCUUGAACUGGGAGGGAAGAGCCCAUGCUAUGUGGACCAAGACUGUGACUUGGACGUCGCCUGCCGACGCAUCGCCUGGGGCAAGUUCAUGAACUGUGGUCAGACCUGCAUCGCCCCUGACUACGUGCUCUGUGAGCCAUCCCUCCAGGACCUGAUCGUGCGGAAGGUGCAGGAGGCCGUGAAGGAAUUUUAUGGAGAAAAUAUAAAAGAAUCUCCUGACUAUGAGAGGAUCGUCAAUCUUCGUCAUUUUAAGAGGAUACAGUGUCUGCUGGAAGGACAGAAGAUAGCUUUCGGUGGGGAGAUAGAUGAGUCCACACGCUACAUAGCCCCAACAAUACUCACUGACGUGGAUCCUGACACCAAGGUGAUGCAGGAAGAAAUUUUUGGACCAAUUCUUCCAAUAGUGCCUGUGAAGAAUGCAGAUGAAGCCAUACAGUUCAUAAAUGAACGUGAAAAGCCCCUGGCUUUCUACGUGUUUUCUCACAGCAGUAAGCUCAUCAAGCGGAUGAUCGAGGGGACAUCCAGCGGCGGUGUCACGGGCAAUGAUGUCAUCAUGCACUUCAUGCUCAGCUCUCUGCCCUUCGGAGGCGUCGGGUCCAGCGGGAUGGGAGCGUAUCACGGAAAACACAGUUUCGAUACUUUUUCCCAUCAACGUCCCUGUUUAUUAAAAACUCUCAAGCGGGAAGGCGCGAACCAACUCCGGUACCCUCCCAACAGCCAGUCGAAGGUGGCCUGGGCGAAAUUUUUCUUGCUGAAGCGGUUCAACAAAGGGAGACUCGGCCUCCUGCUGCUCACUUUCCUGGGUGUCCUGGCCGCCGUGCUCAUCAAGAGGUACCAGGCUGUGCUGAGGACAAAGGCCCUGUUGCUUUUUCUGGCAGUUCACAGACGUGCCAUCCUGUGAGCCGGUCUCAGAACCCACUCUGUGGUGAGAGGAGGCUGGAUACUACUGAUGGACCCCGGCUACCUCCUCAUCGUCUCUGCUGAAUUAUUCUUCUGCUCAGUGGCUAACCAACCAAUCAUUUUUAAAUCAUACUGGAACUUUUAAGAAGAUAGGCAAACACACCAUCCUCACCACUCACCAUUAAUAAAACUCACCGCUUCAGCCAAAGUCCCCCACUUACCUCUCCCCCGGCCCCCCAGGACUGAGCACGCUCACUAGGAGAACCUGCGUCCCUAGAGCUCUGGGCGGGGAAGGGAGCGCACUGGGUGAGCCCACAUUCCCAGACCUGCUCAGUGACUGCUGUUUUAUCAGGCACAUGGGGCUUGCCACCCCCACCUUCAGGCAGCACCCCCUGAAGCCUCCCGGAGACUGCCCUGUGCGUGUUUCCAGGUCUCAGUCCAGAGAGGUGAGGCAUGAUCUCCCAGACUCCUCGGCGUUCGGGGCACUAGAACUGGGGUUGUGGGGGGGGGGGGGUCCCUGUCCCUGAUCUUGGGAUUUGAAGACUGAGCUCCAGGAAGCAGCCCUCCUUUCUCACCGCUCUCUGUCCUGUCUUGUGUUCGGCUUGUGACGGUCCGUUGUGACGUCCACACAUGGUAAAUCCCUGGGCUACUGGAAGGCAGCUGCCAGUUUGGUGCAAGAAUCAUCUGUCAUUCGUAGACUGUGUGCGUCUUACAAAGCCACUGGCCUGUUUCACUGCUAUCGUCAUGGUACUCAGACAAUACCCACCCUUGAGCAGAGGCUGCACAUGGCAGUCAGUGGCUCUUUAGGGACGAAUCUUCAAGUUUCCUGUUUCUGUACCACGAGGCGCGUAAGCAUCCCCUUGGCGUCCCUGUGGCUCAGCUGGUAAAGAAUCUGCCUGCAAUGUGGGAAACCUGGGUUGGGAAGAUCCCCUGGAGAAGGGAAUGGCUACACACUCCAGUAUUCUGGCCUGGAGAAUUCCAUGGACUAUAUAGUCCAUGGGGUCGCAAAGAGUCGGACACAACUGGGUGACUUUCACUUUCGGAAACCUGAGAAGGGCAUUGCUGAACAGAUUCUGUCCAGAACUUAACGUGAGGACCAGUUUCUGUCCUGGACAAGAGGCCUUCAGUGUUCACGACUUACAGCCUGUGAGCCCCAGGGGCUGGUGAGGGGCAUCUGGAAGAGGGCUCUCCAUGACCAGGACAGCAGCUGGCCCACUGAGGGGGCCCUUCCAUGCACAGUCGGGACCAGACCCAGCACUUCAGCCAAACAGGUCUCAAGAAGAGCCCUGGAGGGUCCUCCCCGCCCCCACACUCAACGAGAGAAGGUACCUCACUUCACAGCACAUGUGAUCCACCAUUGAAUGAACCUGCUCCUUGUGGCUGAGUGCAGUGUUACCGGCUUCAUCACAGAACACGGGGGUCAACAACCAAUCACUAGGCUGGCUUAGGGGACACCUGCUUAACGCUGGGGCUUUAUCAGAAUAAUCAGCCGUAAAAUAUCUCAGAGAAAUUUUCAAUAUGGAAUUUUCAUUUGGUAUAUUGUGCAUUUUAUUUUCUAAUUAAAAUUAUUUGCUUGUCUACUGGUA